AUGGCAUCCAUCGUGCGCCCCUCAGCUUUUGUGCUGGGAAGAAGCUUCCUUGCCCGUUCCACUCCCACCCAACAAACUGCUUUCUAUUCCACAUCUCGGGCGACCUCUUCAAUUGUUUCUCCUCUGGCAAUCGCUUCAACGCUGAAGCCAAGUCUCCUCCAGACGAGGCGAAGAGAUGCUGCGGUUAAGGUUGCUGGCUUCCAUGCGACCAGCCGGAGAGAUCUCUUACCCCCCCCGCGACAAACUAUUCAGGGAACAAUGAACGAUGCGGCUCCUAUCCCCCCUACAUCUCCAUCCCACGGCAGCUAUCACUGGACAUUUGAAAGAUCUGUCGCCGUGGCUCUCGUCCCCUUGACCAUUGCCCCUUUUGCCGGUGGAUCCGUUUACCCUGUCAUGGAUGCGGUGAUCUGCGGCACCCUCUUGAUGCACUCACACAUUGGUUUCCAGGCUUGCAUCAUAGAUUAUAUCCCAGCAUGGCGUAUGCCCAAGGCCAGGAAGGCAUUCGACUGGCUCCUGCGCAUCAUGACCCUGGUAACUGCAGUUGGAUUGUACGAGUUCGAGACGAAUGACAUUGGCAUGACUGAAGCUAUCAAGCGGAUUUGGAAAGCGUGA
Histoplasma mississippiense is the source of this 612-nucleotide messenger RNA. RefSeq names its product succinate dehydrogenase membrane anchor subunit. The record is from RefSeq and is a predicted model, not a curated record. The transcript has 5 exons. Gene Ontology annotation, biological process: mitochondrial electron transport, succinate to ubiquinone; tricarboxylic acid cycle. NCBI's taxonomy places the organism in Eukaryota, Fungi, Ascomycota, Eurotiomycetes, Onygenales, Ajellomycetaceae. Gene Ontology annotation, molecular function: ubiquinone binding; heme binding. Gene Ontology annotation, cellular component: membrane; mitochondrial envelope. The coding region runs from base 1 to 612 and encodes 203 amino acids.